Molecule: messenger RNA, 2525 nt
Organism: Mizuhopecten yessoensis (Yesso scallop)
Lineage: Eukaryota; Metazoa; Mollusca; Bivalvia; Pectinida; Pectinidae
Exons: 11
Coding region: 39-2525 (828 amino acids)
Source: RefSeq, a predicted model, not a curated record
CAUCCUCUGAAGCCGAUACCGACUAUAUAUACAGCAACAUGGCUGUAUCUGCCUCGUGGUAUUCUAUUGGGCAGACUGUGCUUUGGUACGAGUGGAGUGUUGGUUAUACACACAGUGAUAUCCCUGAUGGAGUAUACGAUCAUCUGAAUGACCGGGUUUGGCACGACGCCAGUCAGUUUCAUAACGUCACGGUCACGUUUCCACGAGGGAAGGAGUUGAAGAGUGGAUUCCAAUACUCCGUGUUCAUAAGAUCAUGGUUUAGCAUUACGACUUACGCUGUAUAUAAAUCCGACGGUGUCACAAUUGUUGAUCAACCUCCAAGUGUCACAAAGCUGUUAGGAGCAAUGGUGAAGGAGCGUCAGCAUGGAACAAACAAGAAGGAAGUUGACUUUACAAACGACCCUAUGAAACUUUACAUAGACUGGUCCGGCGUAUUUCUGGGUGCUGAGGAACAUAUCCACAUAUACGACAUCUAUGUCAGCCUCUUCCCAGGCGGUCAUGGUAUAUUUGAAAGUUCUGUAAGUCUCCCUGCACAUUUGACGUCACACAAUAUAACCUGGGCACCUUUUCGGUCACAAGUCAAAUAUUACACGAAUGUGAUUGGUUACGGACAUUCAGGAAUUUAUCGUACAGCUGUAUCAGACGGGUUUGUGUUCGAUACUGACCAACCAAUCAGUGGCCUCGUAUCUGAUGGACUCGGAAUCCAUGACACAGAUUAUCAGAACGCCUCCGAGCAGCUGGGUGCGACUUGGGCGGGUUUCCGUGAUACGACGGGACUGAUCGGUUACUAUUGGUGUGUGGGAGUAACUGCUGACUUAUCAGACUGUUCGGUCCUCCCCUGGCGGUUUGUUGGCCUCCAUACAGCCUACUUCAGUAACAUCACAACUCCUGUCAUUCAAGGUUCUAAGCUGUUUAACAAGGUGUAUGCUGUGGAUAUCGUGGGUCAACACUCUGUGAUAGCAGUAUCAGACGGAGUCGUUAUUGACUAUACUCCACCUAUUCCAUCGAAGUAUAUAUCAUGGAGAAAGAACAUUGUUGACAAUCCUUCUUUUGAAUCCUCUCUCCAGAAUUCCAAUAAUUUAUCAACAGCUCUGGAAUCGGAUUUAUGCAGUAUUUUAUCUGUAUACCGUCCUGUGGACUGGAAACUAGAGGGAUGCGGUGGCGUAGUUCGUGAAACAAAAAACAACGUAAAUAACAAUUUUCUCCUUGUACAAAUGUCUGUUUCACAAACCCUAGAGAACCUGGAGAUUGGAGAAGAAUAUAGAGUGUCCUUUGUUACCAAACACAUGACUCUUCCAUCAUCGGUAAUGUCAAACGCAGAAGCCUAUGUGAAAUUUGGUUCUGAAACACGCAUGUUCUUUUUACACAAGAAAUAUGGAAGAAAUGAGCCGGGUCACCGGGAAAACUUUCAAUGGGAAACACAUCUGUAUUAUUUCCAAGCAUCAUCUGUAAGUGAAACGUUGACCCUUGGAUCGAUCGGACCUUCUAUGGGGUUCGCAAUAGAUGAUAUAGUCGUUCAACAAUUUGACAGUGUUGCAGACUACGAUUCCGAUGGAAUGGGCCAUAUAGAAACAAAGUUGCAUUUCAUUCACGAGCAAACCAUUGUCCGUGCCAAAUGGACGUUUGAAGAUAUGGAAUCUCCCAUCAUAGACUAUACUUGGUCUAUUGGUACGGUAAGGGGAGGACUAACUUUACAGUCACUGACCAGUGUGGGGAGGAACACAUUCUCGUCUAACAGCAACCUAAAUCUGGAUCACAACGCUAUCGUCCACGUGACAGUGAUGGCCACUAAUGCAGCUGGGCUGAGGACAAUACUGCACGCUGAUCCAAUACUGGUCGAUCUCACCCCACCUGUCGUGUUGAGGAUAAAUGAUGGUUCCGGAGAGGAUCUGUCAAUGCAAUCGAGCAACAUUAUAACUGUCAACUGGAAAAUCAUAGAUCCAGAAUCAGGUAUUCAGUCAUGUGCCUGGGCAAUUGGAACAAAUUACUUCGAAAACGAUAUCCAAUCUUUUACAAAAGUUCCAGCGACAGCAACUUCAGCUUUUGUAGAACUGAAUAUGAGCAGAAUUGAUGGUAAAAAAGUGUAUUCCAGUGUUGAAUGUGAAAAUGGUGCCAGUUUAAAGACCCUAGCAACCACCAAUGGAGUCCAAAUCACGACGACGGCCCCAGUUCUUCCCUACGGCACCAUUGAUGUGAUAGAGAUGUCGGCCACAGAGUACCCGGCACAGGACGGCUAUCAGAGUAGCAAAGACAAAUUUGAAACCGUUACGUCAACUAAGAACACGCUGAGUGUAGAUUGGUCAGAUGUGUUUUCUGACACAGUCGAUAUUCAUUUCUACGAAGUGUCAGCAGGAACGCUUGGAGGCGUGGACAUCGUACAAUGGCAGUACACCACGGAGAACCAUUUAGUACUUGGAAUCCCAGAUAAAAUAGUCGACCAGGAAACGGUUCUAAUACACAUCGUCGUCAAGGCCGUAGAACGUAGCGGCCUCUAUACUACAUGUAAAACAACGUUGCAUUUUUAA